AGGAGAUGUUACCACCUCUGGCAUUCCCUGCCUGUUACUAAUUUCUCCAUUAAAGCAUAGUCAGAUGACCAUGUUGGGUUUUCAUGGCGUGUUCAUCUCUAUUCUCUUGGCAAGCAUGAUUUCAGACAGCUGGAAUUAUGAAGCACUGGGUCCCGGCUGUCACCUGCAUCCCUUCAAUGUCACUAUUAAAAGUGACCGCCGGGGGACCUGUCGUGGCACUUUUGUGGUACAUGCUUGUGUGGGUUAUUGUGAAUCUAGUGCCUUCCCUUCCAAGUACUCUGUCCUUCUGGCCAGCAACUUCAAACACAACAUUACAUCUGUGUCUCAGUGCUGCACCAUUAGCAAAAUGCAAAAGGUUAAAGUUCGUUUACAGUGUGGCGGAUCCCGACGUGAAGACAUUGAAAUUUUCACUGCAAAAUCUUGUCAGUGUGAUAUGUGUAGACUUUCUAGAUACUGAAAAUAACAGAGCAUCUAUCUAAUGACAUAUUUGUUAAAACUAAAGCUUUGUUAUUUGGGAAAGUAAAUGAGAGUAAAAAAGAUCAAAACUUGGGAAGAUCAUGGUCACAGCACGUACGGUCAUGGAAAAGCAACUUAUGGAAGUGGAGGCACUUUUGAUGUUCUUAGAGAAUUUCUGUUGUAUGAAACGUUAAAAGAAAUAUUAGUUAUGCUUUUACAAUGGAAAUAUACAAAUGAUAAUUAACAUACUUGCAGUAUGCAAAAAUAACUGCUUAUAUUCUUCAAUUUGACAAUAACACUGAUUAUUUAUGAAUAAAUUAUGCAUAUAUUUAUGUUUUUAAUUUGAAGUGAUUAGAUUUAAAUUGAAAUGCACUGUUAAGUAGUAUACACACAGGAGGUUCCCAUUUCAAACUUGCACCUUACACUGUGUGUGGUAUUGGCUGAUUUUAGUUAUAUUCUUAUUAUAGCUAAUGCAAAGCAAUUGCUAAACAUUAUCAAACAAAAAAAAGAUAUCAAAUAAAUCACAUUCCCUGUGCUUGUGACCAAAUUUUAUGCACACCCUAAUAUUUAGCCAAGUGCAAUUUUCUGUGAAAAUGUAUAUGUCAGUCUUUUGAGUCUGUUUGUGUUGUUUUAUUAUUAUUUAAGCCUAAAAUUUAACUUGAUUUGGAAAAUAAAACAGUUUUUAAAUUG
This is a messenger RNA of Polypterus senegalus (gray bichir), 1146 nucleotides long. It is a transcript of the gene gpha2, whose product is annotated as glycoprotein hormone subunit alpha 2. Gene Ontology annotation, cellular component: extracellular region. Lineage: Eukaryota; Metazoa; Chordata; Cladistia; Polypteriformes; Polypteridae. Bases 65 to 457 code for a protein of 130 amino acids. The transcript is spliced from 4 exons. Gene Ontology annotation, biological process: cell surface receptor signaling pathway. The record is from RefSeq and is a predicted model, not a curated record. Gene Ontology annotation, molecular function: hormone receptor binding; hormone activity.